Molecule: messenger RNA, 2319 nt
Organism: Pyrus x bretschneideri (Chinese white pear)
Lineage: Eukaryota; Viridiplantae; Streptophyta; Magnoliopsida; Rosales; Rosaceae
Product: protein PTST homolog 3, chloroplastic
Source: RefSeq, a predicted model, not a curated record
UCCAAACAUAGUGUAAUGGUUACUGGAAAAAUCCCCGCUUGCUGACAACUUCUUCAUCACUGAGUAGCUAAUGAGUGAUGACUGAGAGAAAGCCAUGGCGGCCACCGUCUCCCACCUCCCCGCCUUCCUCUCCCUCUUCUCUCAGAGGAAUCUCUUCCUCGUCGACCCCCAACACCAAUCCACUCUCAGAUUCACCGCCCAGCAACGCCGCCCAGAGCCGCGGUACUUCACGCUUCAAGCUUCUUCCGUCAAGAAGAAAACCAGUAGGAAGGUCAAGAGCAAUGCCGAGCUCUGCAAUGAACUCCGGCAGUUCCUCACUGCCGUCGGACUUCCAGAAUGUCACAUUCCGUCGUUGAAGGAGCUAUCGCAGCACGGAAGGGAUGACCUUGCAAACAUUGUCAGACGGAGAGGAUAUAAACUUUUAAGAGAGCUUCUUGCGGACUCAAGCAAAAAAGAUGCAAUUGGUAAGGCCGAUAAUGGGUUUGCUGGAAUUCAGGUUGCAAUUGAUGAUCGUAAGAAGAUAGUAACAGGUCAGGAUCCACAGUUGAAUGAUUCGGUUGAGGAUUUCUCUUCGUCAAGUGAAGUUUCAGUCUUGGAAACUAAUUCUGGUAGUUUGAUUUCUCAUCCUGAUCCGAGCCGUGAUGACAGUGGUUGUUUAACUGUGGAAUCUUCAGCUGAUUUGUAUAAUUUAGAAGGUCAUAGUGAGAAGGUGGAUAAUGUGAAUGGAAGUGGUUCUGUGCCAACCAAAUUUUCUGUAAUGGAAAACCAAUCAAGGAGUUCUAAAAUUGGUCCACCCUUCAACUCUGACAUUGAUAGUAAUAUGCCUUCAGAAAUUUCCACCCCUUCAUCCUUGGGUGAACCUGAUGAUGUAUCCCUGCCAACCACUGUUCACAUCAAAGAAACCAAUACUUGUAGUUCAAAUGUUGGAUUGGAUCUGAACUCUGAUGGAUGUCCUCGCAUGCCUGUAGAACCUGCUGAUGGUUUGUCAUUGGAUGAAAAGGUCUUAGAUAUAUGUCAGGAUGGGAAGGUUAACAGUAUGACUGAUGAAGAUUCCUCUUCAGCCGUAGUUUCCGGUUUGGAAGACCAUUCUAGUUCAAAUCUUGAAUCAAGUCACAACUCUGAUUACCAUUACCCGCCUUUAGAAUCUCCGCCCAAUUUAUCGUUAGAGGAAAAAGUGGCAAACUUUAUGCAGAAUGGAGACUUGGAUGCAGUUGAAGAUAAUGUCUAUGGCAUAGUAACUGAAAAUAAUGCUGAAGAAAUCAAAGGUGGAUUUGGAAACACUGAAGAGGUUCAAUUAAGAACUCCUACUUCGGGGCACUCUAAAAAUGUGCUUGAUGGAAGGGAUGCAACUAUGGCAUUGAAUCAAAGGACAUCAACAUCUACUAUGGCAGUUGAUCCCUCUCUUAGUAGGGAUGAUGGUACACCAGCUGAAGGGCUAAGUUCUCUAUAUGACAAGGAUUUGGAUGUUAAGACAAAUGAAAGAGACUAUGAACUCGAUGUUAGUCAUCUCAAGUUUAUGCUGCAUCAGAAGGAGAUUGAAUUGUCACAGUUGAAAGAACAGAUUAAGAAAGAACAGCUUGCUUUGUCAAACUUGCAAACCAAGGCUGAAAUGGCAAUCAGCAAAGCACAAAAGCUUGUCUCUGAAAAAGAUGCAGAGUUACUUGCUGCUGAAGAAAACCUUUCAGGAUUAGUGGAGGUUGAGAUCCAGUACGAGGGUGAUGGCGAGAUUGUGGAGGUGACUGGUAGCUUCAAUGGUUGGCAUCAUCAGAUUAAAAUGGAUCUGGAGUCAUCAUCUAGUAUCAUAGAACCCUUGAGGAAACCCAAACUUUGGUCAACAAUGCUGUGGCUUUAUCCAGGGACAUAUGAGAUAAAAUUCAUUGUUGAUGGCCAAUGGAAGAUUGAUCCUCAAAGAGAGUCGGUUACCAGGGGUACCAUAUGUAACAACAUUCUCCGCGUUGACAGAUGAAUUGGCUCUGGCUGGGAGGUCACUUUCUGCCUUUAACCGUGACAAGGAGCCAAAUUAUCUACUAUUUAUUUGGCCUGCUGUUUAGGUAAAGAGGCAAAAGUGAAGUUGAAGCAGCCUAAGCCUAUGCCAUCGGAACAAGAAAGUGAAUUGAAGACAAGACAGGCAGGCAAAGUCAAGGAUCUAUAUGGUCUUAUUCCGCGCAAUGUAUAUAUCUGCUACUCGCCAUGUCUUUCAAUUCCUAAUUUUUUCUUUUUCCUGGUAGGAUUGUCUUGAUAAUCCUUUUCAAGAGAUUCUCUGUUCUUUAUGAUAUUAGUUGGCUUAAAGUAAAUAAUUAGAAAAUUAGUUUCAGAGUA